Phyllopteryx taeniolatus (common seadragon) is the source of this 2872-nucleotide messenger RNA. RefSeq names its product ferredoxin-fold anticodon binding domain containing 1 (gene fdxacb1). Lineage: Eukaryota; Metazoa; Chordata; Actinopteri; Syngnathiformes; Syngnathidae. Gene Ontology annotation, biological process: rRNA base methylation. The record is from RefSeq and is a predicted model, not a curated record. Gene Ontology annotation, cellular component: cytoplasm. Gene Ontology annotation, molecular function: rRNA (uridine-N3-)-methyltransferase activity. Bases 270 to 2156 code for a protein of 628 amino acids. The transcript has 5 exons.
AUACGAAAUCAGCCUGGAGGUGAGAUUAAUUCUGAGCUUUCGCGUGCUGCCUGAGGCACAGUAAAUCAAGACGUCAGACGGUUUUAGCCUACAAGACAGCAAAACUCAAUUUAAUUGCUCAGACAACAAAAUGCCUAUUAUUUAAGUCGGUUUAACACCCGACUCUCACGCGCGUUUCUUUUGCGACGAGAAGGGAGAAUACUUUUAGAAACCUGUAGGAUAUUUUCUUUUUUUCUUCUCGCGCGCGCCCUGUGACCUAUCGGUUGGAUAUGUCUCGUUCACUGUCAAUAUUGCUGGUGGGAGAAGGGAACUUUUCGUUUUCCGCUGGUUUGUGCCGCUUACCAUCGGAGGUGAGCGUCACGGCCACUUGUAUGCAGCCUCAGGAGGAGGCACUGCGCCAGGAAGGCGCAUUCAAUAACAUGCAGAGCAUCAAGGACUCCGGUGGAAGUGUGCUUUUCGAGAUAGACAGCACAAAGCUUGGGGAAUACGCAUCCCUGCAAGGGCAUUUGUUUGACCGUGUGGUAUUUAACUUCCCACACUGCGGGAGAAAGAGUGGCGUUAAAAAGAACAGGCAACUUCUCAAAGACUUCUUUCUCAGUUGCAUUCAGGUGUUAGCUGAACACGGAGAGGUUCACGUUUCCCUGUGCAACGGACAGGGCGGGACGCCGGCCGACCAGCCGAGGCGAGAGCGACACAACAGCUGGCAGGUGGUUGCCAUGGCGGCAGAGGGACACCUCAUCCUCAAUGAUGUCCGCCCUUUCGAGAGUGACAAAUACCAGAGCUACAAGUGCACAGGAUACAGGAGUCAAGAUAAAGGCUUCCAUUUGGAGAAUGCUUUGCUCCAUGUGUUUACUCGCAGCGCCCCCUUCAGUUGCCCUCAAGUAUUUAAAGUCGAAGAAACUGUGGAAGGAGAGAAAGUCCAGUACAACAUACCAGCAGAACUCAGUGAUUACACGUCUCGGGGCUUUCUCGCUUCAGAUUCUGUCCAUCCUGUCAAAUUGGUGCAAGAUUUUCUUCUCGAGAGGCUACAGGAAAAGUGGGCGGUCUCCAUGGCGACAGAGACCCUUCCUGUCCUCCUCAGAGCCAAACAGUUGAAUUUGUGCUACCCUGACAUAGACCGCACACUGUUCUACUGGAUUCACGGGUGUCAGAAAGAGCUGAACUGCGAGGCUUGUACCUCCACAGAGGAAUUGGCGAGUCAGGUUCGAGGGUCGUGCGUUGUCUCAAAGCCAAUGGACAAGGUGUUGAAUAGUAAGGGAGUGGAGGGGAUAAGGUCAUUAUGCUCUCCUGAUGUUGACCUUGAGGGGGAAACUGCUCUUUAUAUAUUGCGUCCCUCACUGCGCCCCCAGAUGGAAACACUUGUCGCGAAAAAAGAAGAGUUGACCACUGGAGAGACAGAAAUGGAAAAAAAACAAGAUAAGGGAAUUAAUCUGGAGCAUAGUGGGAAAUGGAAUGGUGUGGCAAGCAAACUUUUUGGAAUCAGUGGUCUGGUGUUCAGAAAUGUUCCGGUCCAGCACUGGGCUCUGCCUGUCUUCCACGAGCUCCUCUUCACUGGUGUUCUCCCUAAAAUGUACGAGCCAGUCAAAGUUCUUGAGCAAACUUUGGGAAUGCUGCUAGCUCCCUACGGCGUCUCCAUGGUUACCAAGCAGGAAGGUCUGCAUCUGAUGGCACAACCGAAGGGGUUAAUCGGUAAAGUGCUCACAAGUAGUACAAGUGAUGUCAGCCUCCUCAGCGUGACAGUGUCUUUAAAUCUGGACCUCCUCGCUGUGCUCAUGUUCUCACUUCCAGACUGGCGUCUGUUGUGGUCACAUGACCCACGCUUCUUGCAGCAGUUUGUCCUCCGGCCAAUGCCUGGGACACCUUUCACCGCGUACUCUCUGUUCCCUGAGCUCUUUAGCUUCGACAUUAGCUUCUGGACGGGGACGGCGUGGGAGGAAAAGAAGUUCCAUGCGCUGGUCCGAGAGGCCUCCUGCGGGAAUGUGGAGCAUGUUAAACUCAUUGAUAAAUUUUCACAUCCGGACCUGAGCCAGACCAGCUACUGCUACAGGCUCAUUUACCACUCCCACACACAUGCACUGUCACACACACAAGCCCUCCAGUUCCACAAACGCUUGGAGUCAUUACUGUCCUCAUGCUUGGAAGUGACAAUCAGGUAGCAGCUAAUAUUCCUCAGUUUGUCUGCAAACUAUAAUUUUUUUAAGACUUUUUCAUUAAAUGUAAAUGAGAACCUUGAAAUGAGUCAAAUGUUGUGAAACAGUGUUUCACAUGAAGUUUAAUUUAGGCUACGCCUUUGAAAAAGCACUUCUGUGUGCUCAAACAUGUGAUCAAACUCUGUCUGGAUACAUUACCAGAGUGCUCUCGAGGGCUUCCCAACCUUUAUUGAUUCAAGGCCAAUACUUUUAAUUAUUUCAUGGAAGACCAUCAAACAAAGUACUGUAUACUGAAAUAAUGAUGCUGUGGUUGAAGUGGUGGUAGUGGAAGAGCAUUUCAUGCUUUUGUCUUUGGUGCAGUCAUUGGUAAUCACUGCUCUAGAGUAAUUCGGUACAAUCUAUAGAAGGAAUGGAAAUAAGACAAUAUGCCAGUGUUUUAGUCAUAUACAUUGUUAUUAAUCAGUGUUAUUUAAUAGUUGAGUUGUAUGUGCAGAAAGAGCCUUGGAGCUUGGUAUUGUGCAAUAUAUGCAAAAAAAAAUAAAAGAAUAAGGGACUCAUCUAAACAAUAAGUUGUUGUUUAGAUAAGGGACUCAAUACUAAACAAUAAGGGACUCAAUACUAAACAAUAAGUUGGUGAAUAAAUGUGCACAUUGCAGUGCAUUAUGUAAACUGGAGUACUGUAAACAGUCAUUUGUUUACAAUAAAUGAAGUACUUUAAAUGA